AUGCAGUUCUUCACCGUCCUCUUCCUCGCCGCCACUGCCCUCGCGGCUCCAGGCGCCCCCGUUGAAGAGCGUCAGGCCUACGUGCCCUGCUCUGGCCUGUACGGCAGCGCCCAGUGCUGCGCGACCGACGUCCUUGGUCUUGCCAACCUCGACUGUGGCCAGCCUCCCGAGGCUGUUGGCUCUGCUGACGAGUUCUCAUCCGUGUGCGCUGCCAUCGGCCAGAGGGCUCGAUGCUGCGUGCUGCCGAUUCUCGACCAGGGCGUUCUGUGCAACACGCCCGCUGGUGUUGAUGAAGACUCAUCGGCCGGCUCCGACGCCGUACUCAGGGUCCUUUUGCGGCCCCGCAGCGUCACGAGCCGAGAAUGGAAGACCCUCAGGAAAAUGGCGUCCGACGACAUGAACCUCCCCAUCAUCGACCUGGACCUCUUCCUGUCGCAGCCCGCAACGUCCGACGCCGUGCGCGCCGAGUGCAAGCGUGCUGCCGAGGCCCUCAUCACCUACGGCGCCUGCAUCCUCCACGACUCCCGCGUGCACGCCUCGCACAAUGACACCUUUCUCGACCUGCUCGAGGACUACUUUGCGCAGCCCGAGGAGGCCCUGCGCAAGGACGAGAGACCCGAGCUCAGCUACCAGAUUGGCGUCACCCUCGACAACACGGAGAAGCCAAAGUGCGCCGUCGACGAGCCGUGCCUGGACGUCAUCAGACGACUCGCGCCUGACCAGCGACCGCUGGACAUCUCGGGUCACUCCCCCGAUCCCAAGUGUCGCUUCUUCUGGCGGAUGGGGGAUGCGCCGCCGUACGAGUCCAAGUUCCCGGGGUUGAAUGCGCCCAACGUGACGCCGGAGGCUGCGCACAUUAAGGACCGCUGGGCACCGACGAUGGAUCAGUGGGGGAGCGCCAUGAAGGACGCCGUGUCCAAGCUCGCGGAAAUGACAGCGUUGGGUCUGGGCCUGGACAAGGACGCCUUCUCGUCGGCCGGUGCCUACGGCCCUCACUUGCUCGCGCCCACCUCGUCCGACCUCACCAAGUACGGCGCCAAGGACACCAUCCUGGCCGGCUUCCACACGGACCUCAACUUCCUCACCAUCCACGGUCGCUCGCGCUACCCGGGCCUCAACAUCUGGGCGCGCAACACGGGCGCGCGCAUCCCCGUCAAGAUCCCGCCGGGCAACCACCUCCUCGUGCAGGCGGGCAAGCAGAUUGAGUACAUCACCGGUGGUCUGAUCAAGGCUGGCUACCACGAGGUGGUGGUGAACGAGGCGACAGUGCAGGUCAUGGAGAAGAGGAAGCAGGAGUGUCCCGACAGGCCGCUUGUGCGCAUCUCGAGCACGCUGUUCUGGCACCUCAACUCGGAUCACGACCUGGCGCCCAUUCCCGCGCUGCAGCAGAAGGCUAGGGAGGUGAGGGCGGACCAGUUCAACCUCGGCCGAGACGAGGGCGAGGAGAUGGAGUACCCGCCCACCAAGGUCGGUGCGCAAGUACAAGACGAGCUGAAGCACAUUGCGCUCAUGACUUGA
Messenger RNA from Emericellopsis cladophorae, 1518 nucleotides. RefSeq lists its product as uncharacterized. The record is from RefSeq and is a predicted model, not a curated record. Bases 1 to 1518 code for a protein of 505 amino acids. Gene Ontology annotation, cellular component: extracellular region. NCBI's taxonomy places the organism in Eukaryota, Fungi, Ascomycota, Sordariomycetes, Hypocreales, Bionectriaceae. The transcript is spliced from 7 exons.